CCCCGCAGGGGCCGUUCGCGGGGUGGGGUGGGGGGUUCGCUAUGUCGGAUGACGAUUCGAGGGCCAGCACCAGCUCCUCGUCAUCUUCGUCCUCCAACCAGCAGACCGAGAAAGAAGGCAGCACCCCCAAGAAGAAGGAGAGUAAAGUCAGCAUGAGCAAAAAUUCGAAGCUCCUCUCCACCAGCGCCAAGAGGAUCCAGAAGGAGCUGGCAGACAUCACUUUAGACCCUCCACCAAACUGCAGUGCUGGUCCCAAGGGUGACAACAUCUAUGAGUGGAGAUCGACUAUUCUGGGUCCUCCAGGGUCCGUGUAUGAAGGUGGAGUAUUCUUCCUCGACAUUACGUUUACACCAGAGUAUCCCUUCAAGCCUCCAAAGGUUACAUUUCGUACAAGAAUUUAUCACUGUAAUAUUAAUAGCCAAGGAGUUAUUUGCUUGGACAUAUUAAAAGACAACUGGAGCCCCGCACUGACCAUCUCGAAAGUCCUCCUUUCUAUCUGCUCGCUCCUUACCGACUGCAACCCUGCUGACCCUCUGGUGGGAAGCAUUGCCACUCAGUACAUGACCAACAGAGCAGAACACGACAGAAUGGCCAGACAGUGGACCAAGAGAUACGCUACAUAAACUGGGUUUUCAGUUCUUACAGGAUUUGUCUGUCACAGAAGAGAGCUGCUUAUGAUUUUGAAAGGGUGGGGGUGGGAGUUGGUAAAGAGUAGGGUAUUUCUAUAACAGAUAUUAUUCAGUCUUACUUCCCAGGAUUUUGUUGUAACUUAAGGUAUCUUGCUACAGUAGACAAACUGGUAAUAGCGACUUUUAGAGCUGAAACUUUGCAAGAUUAGCUGACUUUUAGUACAACAGAAAAGAAUGCAUGUGUAGACACUUGUGUUCCAUUGAUUGUAGUCUACUAUACUUUCAAAAUCAGCUUAAAUUUGUAUAGGUACAUACAUGUCAUUUAUGUAAAGUCCUAUUUUCUUGUUCAAAAAAAUUGGAAUUUGUUUUUCCUUCUUAGAAGGAAACAAUGGUAUUUAACGAGUUUGCAAAGAUGAGUUUGUUACCUCGUAUAUGUAAAAUGGACAUCUGGCUACAAGACACCAUGUAGUUAAUGUAUUUUAUAUGCAAAUUACUUCAAGGGUUGAAUCAUGAUUUGUGGAAACCUGUAGUGAAAUACCUUAAGCUGUUAACUGUAAGUGUGGAAUAGGAAUUGUUCAGUCAAUUGGUUUAGACUUCUUAUGUCUGCAUUUGUGCUAAUAAACAAUAUUAAGAACAA
This is a messenger RNA of Mus pahari (shrew mouse), 1266 nucleotides long. It is a transcript of the gene Ube2e1, whose product is annotated as ubiquitin conjugating enzyme E2 E1. Gene Ontology annotation, biological process: protein polyubiquitination. The transcript is spliced from 5 exons. The record is from RefSeq and is a predicted model, not a curated record. NCBI's taxonomy places the organism in Eukaryota, Metazoa, Chordata, Mammalia, Rodentia, Muridae. Gene Ontology annotation, molecular function: ubiquitin conjugating enzyme activity. Gene Ontology annotation, cellular component: nucleus. Bases 42 to 623 code for a protein of 193 amino acids.